AUGUUAAUGAUAAUGUCUCUCAUUUUCUUCUCAACUCUUCUACCUUUACUAUUCCAUUCUUCUCAUUGCAUCACCAUUACAGUUGAUGGAUCUUCAGAGUGGAAGAACCCCACCGUUCACAUUGGAGAUUCCAUUAUUUUCAAUCACAAGCAACACUACAAUAUCUACAUUUUCAAGAACCAGAAUGCCUUUGAUCUCUGCAAUUUCACACUAGCCACUCUUCUCACCAACCCCAACAAUGCCUCCUACAUGUGGCAUCCAUCACGCCCUGGUUUCUUCUACUUCAGCUUCGAUGAUGGGUCUCUCAAAGCAUGCCAAGCUUCUCAGAAGCUAGCCAUUGAGGUCACUUCAGCAGUAGUAGCAGCCACACCACAAGCUUCAAUGCCUCCACAACUUUCACCACUGGCUGAUCCACCUCCAUUAUCUGGUGAGGUGUCACCACCUCCUUCCUUUCCAUGGCAUUUUAAUACUCUAAAGGAGGGUUCACCUGGUCCUUCACCUUCAUCAAAUAUGGCAACAGCUCCAUUGGCACCAUAUAAAAGUGGCAGCAUACCCUUCAUCAGCAGUAAUCCUGCAGUGCCUCUUCCCACUGAUGAAGUUGACUCUGCUACUAUACACCCUCUUCCCACCUCUACUGCCCAUGAAGGACAGUUUAGUGGUAAGAAUUCCACGUUGUGGCCGUGGAGACCUGGUCUCGAAUCCCAGCAGCCACAAAAUUAUACGUUCAAGAGUGCAGGAAGAAAAAGCCCUCUAAUUAUUGUCCGAAAGUGUUAUGGCCCAAGGCCCGUGGUUAGGAGAGGUGAAAAAGGAAAAAGCUACGCGUAG
Sphenostylis stenocarpa is the source of this 825-nucleotide messenger RNA. NCBI's taxonomy places the organism in Eukaryota, Viridiplantae, Streptophyta, Magnoliopsida, Fabales, Fabaceae. The record is from the annotation of a GenBank genome assembly.